UUAGUAACGGUCGUGUUUUCUUUCACUAACUGUAGCUACUAGCCAGGGCUUGCGAGUUAGCAUUGUAGCUAGCAGUACGUUAUAUUGCCAAUGCUUAAAUGGCCGACAGCUGAUUUCUUUCCCUUUGAUAAGUGAAACCUUGUCACAGGAUCUUGACGGUUAUCGGUGUUUAGUGUGCGAGCGGCUUUCUUGUAUGUCGAGGGUAGCGGUGGGGCUAUUUUAGAGGAGCCAGUUGACCUUUUCAAGUGGGGGAGCUAGCAGCAGCGUCUGUAGCAAAACAGUCCUGUGACGACGUGUUGUGUGACCAGCUAGCAAUGGUGCAAGGACGGGGGAGCGUCAUCAAACCAGAGUGAAAAGCCCGUGUGUUCAUCUGGCAAACAAAACAUGCCUUCCACCCUUCACUGACAAUUAAAAUGUUGUGACAGCCGUCAAAGUCCUGUGUGACAGACUUCCUUCGAAAACUGGAUACAACCUCCACAGAAGAUGGAGGACUCUCCUCACUUGUACAUCUCUGAGUUUGGAGACAGUGAGGAUAUAGAGGAGGACGAGGAAGACAUUUAUCAAGAGGAAAGUAACAUGGAACCAGACACACCUAAUUCACUUAAUGCAGAUCUUCAUGAACAUCCUGGCCAGGAUACCGAGAGUGGCUGGGACUCUUUUCCCUGUCAGCACUGUAAGAGACAUUUUACCAGUAAACAAGGCUUGGAACGACACAUGCACAUCCACACUUUGGCAAACAACGAGGCACACGCAUACAAAAGCAAUAAGAGCAUCAUAUCUUUUGGUUCAAAUUUAGGUCAGCUGCAGCAUGAAAAGAUGAAGCCUUUGGAUUCAGAAGGCUCAGUCACGCAGCCUCAUACUUCAUCCCCCACAAGCUCUAAUACUUCCAUUUUGUCGGCUGGAGAAAACAUUGCUCAGCCAGACAAACAGGGAGUAUUAGAGGGGCAUCAUGCUUGUAAGUACUGUGAAAAAAUAUUCACCACUCAUACCAACAAGCGACGACAUGAGCGCAGGAUCCACGAGCAGCAUCUGCAACACACAGAAAAAACCCAGCUGCCCCAGGAGGAAAGUCUUCAGAGGAUUAUCAGUGCAACAUCGCAAGAGGAAACAGAGCUCAGUGAAAAUACAGCACCUGCAGCUGUUGUGGAGAAUGAAGGGGAGCACACAGAACAGUACAUGCUAGAUGUCUCUAGCAAUAUUUCAGAGAAUCUCAGCUUUUACAUAGACGGAAAGAUAGUGUCAACGAGUACAGUCAGUAGCUGUGAAGCAGCUGAGGUUCAUUCUGGGUCUUCAACUUUAGUCGGACUGGAUGCCUUGAUUCUAGACCCCACCCAAAUCAGCCAGGUUUUAAAUCCAGAUUCAGUCACAGGUAAAGAAAUACCUGGUCAGCCAGUGGCCAAGAGAAGAACUGCGACACCACCUCUUUUACCACAAAUUAAAACUGAACUGGAGUCUGAGGUGGUCGUGUCUUCAUCCUCAUCGUCACUUGUGUCUUCUUUAAUAGAGAAUCUACUUCCUCAGAAUACAGAGUCUACAGUUGUGCAGAAGGAAAGAACCGUGUUUCUGUCCCCUAAGCUGAAGCAGCUCCUGGAGAAGCAGGAUGGCCUUAAACCCACACUCGCCCUCAUCACAGAUGGCCAAAAGCCUUGUUCACCUGUCUCUCUGUCUGUCCUGCCUGCCGGAACAGGAAGGUUUAAAAGAAGGACUGGAUCUCCACAAAGCUCUCCACAGCAAAACCCAACAACUAACGAGGAAACGCCAAUGCCAGACACGGGAGAUUGUGAUGCUGUAAGUGUAGGACAGACGGAGACCCAGCAUAGCUCACCUGUGCACCAAACAGCCAAUGAGAAGGAUAACACAACUGUAUUUGUAGAGGAACCAGCAGUGAAUGCUGUCUUAACAGAGAGCUGGCCCCCUAUGACUGGCGGUAAUUCCUGUAACCAGCAACCACUGGAUCUCUCCAAUACAGUCAAAAGAAAUGAAGAUGAAGCUUUGGCCGAUGCCGUGCUGGAUUUAAGUUUGCAAAAAAGGAGCCUAGAUGAAUCUGAGCUGCCAUCAAAUUUAGUUUUACAGGCAGUUUUGAAAGAAGGAAGAUCGAAUACAAGCAUGGCGGAGAAGGCCUUAAUGGAUAUUGCAGAGCAAAAUAUAAGCCUAGGGAAUCCUGAGACCCCUUUAGUCACAGACUUCGCGAUAGUUACAGGAUCAGAUAUGGUGACCCCCGUGGAGUCUGUUGGGGAAGGACUUGUUUAUGGGCUUGCACUUCCCUCCAGUUCUCUCACUCCAUCAUCUGCCUCCCUUACCUCUGUUGCCUUGCAGCCAGCUUCACCGUGCACUAUAGCAUUUGCUUCCCCAGCCUCACACACAGUGCUCCCCACUGCUCCUUCAUUAAUUACAGUUCUGGCACCACCACCGCCCAUUUCUAACCCUUCAAGCCAACCAAUCCAAGUAUUAGCUCCAAAUAUAUCUCCUGAGCCCUUGGUAAUCUGCACAGAAAAUGCAUUAAAUUCCUCAGAGUGUGAUUUAACUACUGCAUUUACCACUGCGAAUUCUGCAAACCUUGUCGCUCUCUCACAACCCCUUGACCCGACUCUAAAUCUACCUGGCCAUGUGUUUCUCACCGAUCAAAUUGCCCUCAACCCCCCUUUAGUUGAAUCCACUCCUGUGUCAGACGUGCCAUUCACACCCACUGUAACUUUAAAUGAUUCCCUCAUUAACUCUUACAACAUUACAAGCAACACUGUGUUGAUAGAGUGCACAAUAGCUCUUGAAGGCCCAGGGAGUGUUGUCCCUGCUGCAAUUACCUUACAAGAAAACACUGCUGAGCCUCCAGCACCUACGCAGAUGGUUGUUAAUCACAUAGAAGAGCAACAGAUUGUAUCAGUACCCAGCCCUCCAACUGCGGAUCCCACUAUUCUUGUAUCCUCCAUCGCAGAAUCAGUGACUCUGUCCACCACCACCUCACUGAUAUCUGAUUGUCCUACAGUGGGUGAAUCAAAUCCUGACCCAGAACCGGUUGUUAAAUCAGAGCCACCAACCACAAAAGAGGAGGAACCUGCUGACGUUUCUGUUUCCCCACCCGAAACCUCUAAAUCUGAAACCUCACACCCUUCUGAGAAAGCUGACGAGGAAGAAUCCUCAGGUAGUUCACCUAGCGAUGCACAACAGCAGACUUUCACCAAGAACUUCAUCUGCAAUGUGUGUGAUAAGCUUUUCCAUUCAAUGAAAGAACUAGGCCAUCAUGUAGGUGACCAUGCUGAUGAAUGGCCCUACAAAUGUGAGUUCUGCGUGCUGCUCUUUGGUAAGCCAUCCGCUCUGCUUGACCAUCGAUCAAGCCUCCACGGUGUCGGCAAGACUUAUGUUUGCAGUGCAUGUACAAAAGACUUUGUCUACCUUUGCAAUCUGAAACAGCAUCAGGAAGAAUUACAUCCCGGUCAGCAGUGUACAUACACAGAAGAAGAAAAGGGAAAACUACGACCUCAGAACUACAACAACUCAACGAAAGUCAACACAGAGCCCUCAGAGCCUGAUGCUCCAGAGGAACCCAAGAAAUUGGUGAAAAAGGAAGAGAGUGAGGUGGAUGUGGCUGCUGAAGAACUGUUUACAACAAUAAAAAUCAUGGCCUCAGAUGGAGGCAAACUCAAAGGGCCUGAUGUUCGACUUGGCAUUAACCAGCAUUAUCCCAGCUUUAAGCCUCCUCCAUUUCCUUACCAUAACAGAUCACCCGCUGGCUCACUGGCUUCAGCCACAAACUUCACUACCCACAACAUCCCACAAACAUUUAGUACGGCUAUACGAUGCACCAAGUGUGGGAAAAGCUUUGAUAACAUGCCAGAGCUACACAAGCACAUCCUGGCUUGUGCAAACGCCAGCGAUAAAAGGCGGUACACACCCAAAAAGAAUCCCAUCCCACUACGCCACUUUGCAAAAACUCAAAAUGGAGUGCUGUCUACAACUAACUCUACUAAUGAAUUUAAUGCUUCAAACAGAGCCAGCCAGUCAAACAGGUCCAAACCUCAUCAAGAAUCACCAGUUAAGAUGAAGUUCAAAGUGCUAAACAAAAGGAAGAAAAAGUUGGUACAAAGGGUCAUGCCUCAGAGGAACAAGUCAGCCCCUUCAUCAAAUAAAGUGUCAUCUUCACAGGUUAAUGAGCAGCAGGAGAUAUUUGUCUGCCCACACUGCAGCAGGGAGUUCACAAUGCGUCGCAGCAGAACCAAACAUAUGGCGGUCUGCCCCAAGAAGCCUAAAGAGGUGAAGAAAAGGAAAGAAGGGGGAAUCUCUGUGACCAAGGAGAACGAUGGCCACCUGCGUAGAGGGGUCUCUCACGUCGAAGAGAAACAAGUCUCACCUCAGCAUAAAACUAGACUCCAGACUUCUGGCCAUGCUAAGAGGCCCGCCAUCCUGCCAGUGCAAACUGUCUUUUCAAACAAAAGAAGUAAAAUAAUCAUAAAAGAGAGCACGCAACCAAAAACUGAGACACCCACUCUGAAUGAACUUCCCAUUGCUCGCACUUUCAACCCCUCGAUGCGCCAGUAUACCAGAGUGCAGCAUAACGUCAAAGGCAUCCCCAUUAAAAUCACCAUAGUGAAACCACAACAGGCCGAACCACAGAAGGAUGAGCUGCCUCCCGCUCCGAGCCGAGAAGAAGCAACCGGAGCCAUCACCAGCAGCUCUGAGCAGAGCGCUUCAGCUUGAAGAAUAUUCAGCGGGCCACCAGAGGAUCUUCAGGACUCUGCUGUGUGGAACUUCAGUGAUAUUAAAAGGAGAUAACUGCUUCUCACACUGUAAACUGGACACGGACUCAGAUUGCGUUAUACUGUACUUUAAAUGACUGAGUUGAGGAUGGAUAAAACACACGACUAAGGAGACUGCAGUGAGUGGAUGUAUUCAACUGAGUAUUUGAAUGCUUUUGUAGUUGCUCGGAGUUUUGUAGCUUCCUCCUUCAUUUCGUAAACUUUUUUUGUCAAACGGCUUGGAUUUGCACUUUGAAGUUAAUCUGACUGCUACAUGUCACAAAUUGGAAAGGAAGUGGGAGGAAUUGAGCUGGAAGGCUGCUCUCAUUUCCUACUCGGCGGGCUACUUAGAGAGGAUGGCAGGUGGCAAUCAUUUUCAGCAUGCAUUUGCACUUUUCCUUAUCUGUUAUCUGUGGCCUUUUGGUUUACAGUCUUACUGCAUGCUGUGAGCUUGUACUACAGCUAAAUUCAUUUAGGAAGGAUUAUGUUGAUGCAGUUAGGCCUUAAACACUGAAUCUGAGGUUGCAUAAUUAUAGUAUAGUGUACUACAGUGUAACAUUGGCCACAAGCUACCUGUCAAAAUUCAUGUUAAGGAUAUCGGCACUGUCAAUUAUUAGAGAAGUCAGCGUUUUCAUUAUUGAUGUGAAUGCAACAUUUGGUAGAAUUAAUGCUGCAGCCUUUGCAAAUCAAAAUUGUAUAUAAUCUGGUUGGCCCAGUUGCUAUGUAUUUGUAUGGAAGUUAUCAGUUUUGAGAAUAAUGAUCUUUACUGUUUGUGCCAUCAAAUGUAUAUGACAUGGUUAAAUGUGGCAUAAAGAUGAUGAAGAAUGAACAUAGUUGUUUCCCAAGUGUAGAAUUUAUUAAGGUGGCCGACCCAAAUAGAUGAUUUUUUUUUUUGUUUGUCUCUUCAGAAGUCUGCGUGGAAGUGCAGAUGUGUAAUUACAUCUAAAAAGAAAAAUUACUUCCUUUUGCAGCCGAAUGUUGUAUGUUGGAUUUCGUUGCUGAUGGGCCACCACAAAUAAAUUCUCAAUGUGAAGAAAAACACUGCAGUUUGAUGUAUUUGCACUGCAAUCCCAAACAAAUUACUAUGUAAUUUUCUGUAUGGUUUGGAUUCAUUGCUGCCACAUUUACAGUAAUAAGACUUCAAUUCUAAACAGCAUCGGCUGAGUCGACUCCAGCGCUUGGCUUCUCUGCAUUUUUUUCUGAAAUUUAGAAACAUUUACAACAGUCCAGUUUGCUUUUAGGCUUUAUUUUGCACCUGUUUCACAAAAUGCUUGUCAAAAAUAUGAUUUUGUGUGGUUUUCUUUCCAAAUCAAUGACUAGAAAUUUUAAUGUGAGAAAUACAGUCUAUUUAGGUCUUUGUCAUCUGUAGAAUACAAGCACUUCAUCACUGCUUAAAUUCUGUGUAACAGUUGUCAACACUUUGUUGUGUCGUGUGUGUAUAAUGAAUUCCAACAUGUAUAAAUCUCAAAAUGGAAAUGUAAGAUCGAUUAUGAGGUAAUUUUUGCUGGAACCCCGUACUGGAAUAUGAAAACGAUGAUGGCAAGUUGUAACUAUUGUCAGAGUGAGUGUAAUGAAUUGUAUCUGUUUGCUUAUCAUAAGCUACAGGUGUUAAGUUCAAGUGCUACACAGGGUAAUUAUUUCAUUAUGAUUUAAAUGAGUUAACUUAAUUUGAACUAAAACUUGCACUUGAGAAGUUGACAAUGGUCUGUAUCUGAGAGCGAGUAAUGGUACUUUUGUUUUACAUUUUUGCCUUUUCAACCCUUGCUGGUAAUAUUUUCCUCAUGCAGACAGACUGCAGUGUGUUGGAUGUACAGGAUGAUUUGGAAGACUGUUAUUUAACUGUGAAAAGUGCUUGUAGCAUUUCAAAGUGUAAAUUAAGUCAUGUAUAUUUAUUAAUAAUUUAAAAUUAUGUUCUCAAUCUCUGAAAAGUUCCUCUGUAUGAUUUGCACUAAAGUUUUUUCAAGCGAGUGUUCAAAAUAAAUGGAGAAUGUUAAAGUUA
This is a messenger RNA of Thunnus maccoyii (southern bluefin tuna), 6729 nucleotides long. It is a transcript of the gene prdm2a, whose product is annotated as PR domain containing 2, with ZNF domain a. Gene Ontology annotation, cellular component: nucleus. The record is from RefSeq and is a predicted model, not a curated record. The coding region runs from base 484 to 4692 and encodes 1402 amino acids. The transcript has 4 exons. Lineage: Eukaryota; Metazoa; Chordata; Actinopteri; Scombriformes; Scombridae.